Molecule: messenger RNA, 2617 nt
Organism: Nematostella vectensis (starlet sea anemone)
Lineage: Eukaryota; Metazoa; Cnidaria; Anthozoa; Actiniaria; Edwardsiidae
Product: transient receptor potential cation channel subfamily V member 6
Exons: 17
Coding region: 172-2319 (715 amino acids)
Biological process (GO): calcium ion import across plasma membrane
Cellular component (GO): membrane
Molecular function (GO): protein binding; calcium channel activity
Source: RefSeq, a predicted model, not a curated record
AGUGGUUUGUUAUAGCAACAAGAUGGCGGCCGGCAAGAGCUUGCCGGUGAUUUCUUCCUGUUUUACGAAACUCAUUCCACCAACGACUCACAAGAAAUCCAUGCACUAAUAGCCUGCUUUUGCUAUGGGAUAAACAAGGUUUUUUCAUCAACCAACGAAGCUCAACGGUAGAUGGGAAACUGCAAGUCUGUGAGGUCAUCUGACUUUGAUGAGCAAGAUGACAAGUGGAAGCGUCAGACACGUGGCAAACAAGAGAACAAGCUGUAUUCAUUCGUGGAUUUAAAAGGAGAACAGAGUGAUGCUUUAUUGGUCGAGGCGUUCAAAAAAGGUGGACUGGAUGAGGUUAACCGACUUAUACGGGAGGAGGGCGUGUUUUUGCCAUACCUCUACAAUAACGGAAAGGGAAAAGUCGCAACAAAGGAGGAAUUUCUAUCGUGGAAACGUUCAAAUGGCGAGAUACAGGAGGAGAACGAAGAAGAACAGAAGAAAAUGGAUUACCCAGACCACCUUGCGUGCUGGUCACUCGAACACAGGGGUACACUUGGGGAGACUGCGCUUCACCUGUGCUUCCUCAAUAACAAGCCACUGCACAGAACGAUUGCGCAUGCGCUACUAGAGGAGUAUCCCACCAUGGCAAUGGACAAAUACGAAGGCGAUGAAUUCUAUGGCGAGACGUGCCUUCACAUCGCCAUUGUCAAUAACGACCUUGAGUCGGUCAAGCUGCUUGUCGAUGAAUACAACGCCGAUGUGCAUGCCGCAGCAAAAGGCGCCUUUUUCCUCCCUGAGGACAGCAAAAAGGAAAUCCUACGUGAAUCAAACUACGAAGGUUACGCGUACUAUGGAGAGUAUCCUGCAUCGUUCGCUGCCUGCUUUAACGAUAAAGACAUGUAUGACUUUCUGAUUCGCCGCAAUGCAGACCCCAACAAACAAGACUCGUUUGGAAACACGGUUCUGCAUAUGUGCGUUGUGCACAAUAACCUGGAAAUGUAUAAACACGCUCUUCACCGCAAACACAAAACCCGAGCUGACCCACACAUAGCAAACAAAGCCGGCUAUACCCCUCUAGCGCUGGCCGCCAGACUGGGAAGACAGGAAAUGUUUCAGCCAAUGAUGGAACAGACCUCCGUGCAAUUUUGGACAUUUGGGCCUGUGGUUUGCACGGCCUAUCCCUUGGAGGGUCUGGACUCCAUAUCCAAAUAUGGCAAGUCUGACGAUGACUCAGCGUUAAUGUUGACGCUUCAGGGGAAAACACGUGAGCACUUGGAAAUGCUUAACACGGGCAUCAUGUACCGGCUACUAGAGGAAAAAUGGAAUGCUUUUGCUAAGCGGAAAUUCUAUACACGCAUGCUCUUUGCGGUGCUGUACUUGAUUUGCUUCAGUUUGGCUAUCUACCUGAGACCACGUGACCCUAAUUAUAAAUGGAGCGUCGUCAGGUCAUCUGAUGUUUUUCGCCUGAUAAUGGAGGUUAUCACAGUGCUUGGCGCCAUUAUAUUCCUGAUACUAGAGAUAAAGGACGUCCUCAUUAGCCAAGGGCUCAAGGCCCAAAUACGAGCCGCGCGCGAGGCGCCUGGCAAGACUAUAUUCCUGUGCUCGUGUGUGCUUGUCAUCGUGGCGCUGCCCUUCAGGUACUGCGAGAUAAUUGUGGUCGAGACCCACCUGAUGAUCGUGGCCGCGCCCAUGGCCUGGUGCUACAUGCUCUUCUUCUGCAGAGGAUUUGCAGCAAUAGGUCCGUUUGUUGAUAUGGUCUACAAGAUGUGUGCUGGAGACAUGAGUCGCUUUGUCAUUAUCUUUACCAUAUUCCUGCUAGGACUAGCGCAAGCUUUCUCUCAUCUUAUGAAAGGCGUAGGAGAAAACUGGAAAAACGAAGGUGACACGAUUCUUAAUCUUCUGAGCUGGGCUUUUGGAGAUUUCGAUUAUAUAGAGCUGGAGAAAAGUCAUAACCCCACACUCGCCAAGAUGCUCUUUUUUUACUUCAUGCUGUUCAUAACGGUUCUCCUCCUCAACAUGUUGAUUGCUAUGAUGGCAAGCACAUACCAAAACAUCGCUGACCACUCCGAAAAGGAAUGGAGAAAACAGUGGGCUGAGAUUAUCAUGGUGCUGGAGAGAACCGUCUCUCACGAGCAGCUAAUGCGUUACCAGGAUGAAUACUCUGUCAAUUUGGCGUCAGACCCAGGCGGGUCACGCUCGCGGGGCAUCAUGGUCAUUAGACUUGAUCCUACACGGAGUAGAGUCGACGCACGGAAAGCUGCUAAACAGAACUGGCAGAUCCUGGGUAAGCUAUCGAACAAGAAACAACUCAGCAAACAAGGGAUGGCUUGAUACGCCCCAGAACACUAACACGCAUUACCAUCGUGGCGUUUAUCAAACGACGUCGUAAAGAAAAAAACGUCGCAAUAGUGCGUUGCGACAAUCAUUGUAUGAAAUACACACUAUAACGUACUGACGCCGCGGCGGCCUGGUCCUAGUGACUGAUUGUGACGUCAUAAGCUGACAAGGCCGAACCCUCAUGACUUUUGAAAUAGCAUCAUUUACAUGUCUUUUUUUUUCUUUUGAUCACUUUGGGUCAAUGGAAGCCCAUUUUUACCAUGAUAUUCUGUUUAAUAAAAUUUUAACAUAA